UUCCACUGGAAGCCGCCGCGAUUCGUUUCUCUUUUGUUUCCGCUCGAUGCGCCAAAGGAGCCGUCGGGGCGCAGCCCUCGGCGGGAAGGAGCGCUGAGACCUCGCGGGCGGGAAGCGGAGCUCCGGCCUGGCCGAGCGGCGGCGGAGGAGCCGAGCCUCUUGCAGGAAUCCCCCAUGCGACCUGCAAGCGCCAGUCCGGUUCCUGCUGCGCCAGCCGCCGACGCCUGGGCGCUUGCCCGCCCGCCCCGCUCUCGGUAGCCCUGCCGAGUGGCUCCUCCGCCCCCUCCCGCUCCUGGACUAGCAUGUGAGGCUAGUGGAAGGGAUGCGCUUUCGCUGCCAGCCGAAGCAAUAAAUAAACAUGGAGGCUGCUGCGAAGCCAGGCGGCCAGGAGGAGCAGAGCCACCCGGGCAGCGGCGGGGAGUCUCCCGCCGACGCGGCUAUGGACAGCUACUUGCGAUCUCAGGGAUUCUACCGCAAGCGGGUGGCGAAGGACGGAUCCUGCCUCUUCCGAGCCGUGGCGGAACAGGUUUUCGACUCUCAGUCUCAGCAUAUUGCCAUUAGGAUGUCCUGCAUAAACUACCUGCGGAAAAACAGAGAGAAGUUUGAAGAGUUUAUAGAGGGACCAUUUGAAGAAUAUUUGAAAAGCCUAGAAAAUCCACAGGAAUGGGUUGGACAAGUGGAAAUAAGUGCCCUUUCUCUUAUGUACAAGAAAGAUUUUAUAAUAUAUCGAGAACCAAAUUCUGUUCCUUCACACGUAACUGAAAAUGGCUUUCCUGAUAAGGUAUUACUGUGCUUUUCAAAUGGAAGUCAUUAUGAUAUUGUCUAUCCUAUAGAAUAUACACUCAAUGCUGCACUUUGCCAGUCUAUUCUCUAUGAAUUGCUGUAUGAGAAAGUGUUUGGUAUCAAUGUGGGUAAAAUAUUAGAAGAACUAGGCCUUCCUGAUGUGACGAAAGAUGGCAACAGGAGCUGCGAAGAGUCUGAGUCAGAAGAUGAAAACACAGAAAAUGAAAUGGCUGCAGCUACUGAUGUGAAUGAAUUGAAGCUUUUGGUGAGCAAGAAGCAGAGUACCCAAAAUGAGAAACCUGCUUCUAUCAACUUACCUGCAAAAGUUCUUCGGUCUCUCAAUCCAACAGUUUACCACAAUAUUGAAUAUGCCAACUGGCAACAGUCAAAACGAGAUCAGCAAAAGCGAGAUUUUUCUAUUGCUGCUGGCAUGCAGUAUUCAGUUGGAGAUAAAUGUAAAGUACGUUUAGACCACAGUGGCAAGUUUUAUAAUGCUCACAUUCAAGAAGUCCAGUCUACAAAUGGACCAGUGGUGGUCUUUGUGGAAGAGCUUGGUGCCAGGCAUUCUGUUCUGCUGAAGAACCUUAAGCCACUUCCACAGCCUUCUCCUGUGGAAACCUGGAGCAUUGUGGCAGGGAAGAAGAUGAAAAAGCUCACUUCAGUGCAUGGGCAAAUUGUUCAGACUGAUGCGGAAGGCCGGGGGUCAAAGAAUCCGAGCAAGCUGAUAAAAACAUCAUCGGCACGGCCUCCUCGACUGCAAGGACCAAGGGAGCAUCGCAUGUCUUGGCCUGGGAUACAUUCUCAGCACACCUCUCCUGAGCACAAAACUCAAGGCAGAAAUUCCUCGCAGGUGGCAAGGUCAAUCCAAAAGAUGGACCAUGACAGAAUGAACGGUUUGGACUGUGCCCGUAGAAAUUCUUUUGGCCUUUCUCCAGAGGAAUGCAAAGAGAAGCAGACUGUAGAAGAAACACGUGCCCCUUAUGAGCUCCAGCUACAGGAUGAAGAAGCCUUUCCUGCUCUUUCUAAUCCAUUGGUGUCUCAGGUAUCCACUCAGACCACUGAUAACUGUGGACGAAGAAAACUUUUGGCUCGUGAGGAGAGAAAAACCAACCAUGUGAAAGAAGAAGAGGAGGAGGAAGAAGAAGUGGGAGCAAAAGAAGAAAAAGACUUGGCUCCCAGGCAGAUCCCUUUAGAUCUGAAGCCUGACCCUGAAAGGCCCAAGAACAAUAAGGAAGAUGCCUUGGAUCCAGGCGUAUCGCCUCCCUUAAGUCACAAAGAUACACAAUCCCCAACUGUUGAACAAAAUUUGCCAGAACACUUACCACAUGUCAGCCACACUCCAUCUCCGGUUUUGCCUGAGAUGCAUUUGUCUCCCGCAGUGCCUCCUGUACAAGCCAUUGUGCCAGCUUGGCCAAGUGAGCCACCAACCUAUGGGCCAACAGGUGUUCCACCCCAAAUACCCGGGUCAUCAGUGAUGCCAUCUUCAGCCGCUGGGCUAGAUUCCCCUCUUGCCCAGACGACAUCCAGUCCAGUUGCCGGCAUUCCAGUACCCCUCCAAGCAGUUAACCAGCCUGUAAUGUCGAUUCCUCAAACGCUGAACCUGUACCAGGAUCCGCUGUACCCUGGAUUCCCUCUUAAUGAAAAGGGGGAACGAGUCAUGAUCCCUCCUUACUCCUUAUGCAGCACAGGAGAGGAUCUUCCGAACGAUAAAAAUGUCCUCAGAUUUUUCUUCAAUCUUGGUGUGAAGGCAUACAGCUGUCCCAUGUGGGCCCCACACUCCUAUUUGUACCCUCUCCAUCAGGCUUGCUUGACAGCUUGUAGAAUGUAUCCAAAGGUUCCAGUUCCCGUGUAUUCUCACAAUCCUUGGCUGCAAGAGGUCCCUUUGACUCAGAAUGGAAAUGAAGCUGUACAAACGGAAGGCCACUUUCCUAUGCAGAACGAAAUCACAAUCAACGGCCAGAGUCCCCACACUGAAACCAUGCCUCCAUCUGUGCCCCUCUUCAUACCUACCACUCAAGUGCCUGAAAACCAAGGACUGGUCUGUGUUGGGUCUGAGAAUCCAGCACAAGCACUUCAUACUGAAUAUGAGGAUUCAUUGGGACGAAAAAGCAUAUUCCCACAGCCCCCAUUUGGGCAGAGCCCAUUCUUGGGACCUGUUCCAGUUGCACCUAUUUUCCCUCCCCUUUGGUAUGGGUAUCCUAUUCAGGGCUAUGUUGAAAAUUCUGUGGCAAGGCCAGUUGCUGUGCCUCCUGAGGACACACGAGCUGCUGUGUACUUGCCUAAGGAGUGCAGUUCUCUAGCCCCAACAGCAGGAUGUUUUGAGUCGCUUCAGAAGGCCAAGAAUGAAAGCACUGCCCAGUGCCUUCCUUUCCCUGUGACUGCUGCACAAGGUGAAUGUGGUGGUCUCAAUGUAAACUCAGCCUGGGUGCCUAAGGAGAAGCAGACCUGUACUGCUACGCUGCCUGCUACACAAACAAAGUCUGUACCCCAAAAUCUUUCCACAGAAGUGGAGGAUAGCAAAAGCCAAGCAGUGUCAGCACCGGAGAUGCAGCUACCAAAUACUGCAUCAAAGAGUACCUCUCUUAGUCCUAAAGAAGUAACCGAUAAAGGUGGUGCAACUAGUGACUUAACUGGCUUGGGAGAAAGUAAGGUACAAAGGCCAAGGGAAGAGAGUUCUGAAGAUGAAUGUGAAGUUUCUGAUAUGCUGAGAAGUGGUCGGUCAAAACAGUUUUAUAAUCAAACUUAUGGAGGAGGUAGAAGACCCAGAAGUGAAUGGAGCUACCCCUCUGGGAGGGGGGGAUACCACCACUACCCAAGAAAUGAGGACGCAUGGAAGGGGCCACCCACGAGGAGUAGAGACGAAGGCUACCGCUAUCACCGCAGUUCUAGGGGAAGGCCGUAUCGUAAUGAGAGAAGAAGACCAAACGUGGGAGAUAGUCAUCGGGGGCAGCAGUUCCCUUAAGAGAAUCUUGGGAUUCUUCAAACAUGUAUACUAAUACUGAGAGAGUUAAAUUAUUUCCAAACACACACAUGCUUUCUGCUUGCUUUAAAGGCCAGAAAUACCCUUGGAUUUUCAGAGUGAAGUGAGGCUGAAGGGGAAAUAACCUUUUAGUGUUACUAAUUUUUGUUUUAAAAUGUUUGGUUUUGUUUAAAUUUUUCACAGUUGUGGUUAAGAGAACCUGUGUUAUGUUUGGACUUUCUCCCCCAAAGAUUUGAGUUUGUGAUGGAAGAAAGUGGUUAUAAUGGAACCUUCCUGCAGUUGAGUAUUUUGACACUUAAUAAUGAAGAAUGUUGCACCAAAUAGAAUGUUUAUCCUAGCAUACUGUAUCUUGGGGCUUUAUGCUACAAGAAUUCUCAGCCUCCUGGACUGUUGUCUUUGUGCUUCCAAUCCAAAGGCCUUUCAUCUCGAAACUUGUGAAACUUGAAUGUGUGGGGUUGUGUGUUUUUGCUUCAAUGAUUUCCCCAUGUACAGUGGUCAACCAUCCUUGUGUCUUAGAUGUUUUAUUCAUAAGGAUAUUUUUUAAUAAAGCGUUUCUUGAACUAGUAAAAGCAAUCAAGAAUACCUGUGUGGAAAACUGGUAGGAAAUUCAAUCUAGUGGCGAAUUCUCCCAGGCAGUCUUAACACUGGUAUGACCAUAAUGGUGCCUAUGCCAAUUAUGUAUUAUAAGAUGCUGUGCAUUUCCAGAAUAGUUUUGCAUCUGUUACAAUACAAUUUAAGACACUUUUUGCACUGACAAAUACCUAAACAGUUGCUACAGGAAAGAUUCAUGAAAUAACCGCAGUUGCUUUUUUCUAAAGCAAAGCUUAUGUAAUAAGUUAAGUAUUUGUCUCUUUCCUUUUUGCACUGUUUUAAGGCUAGUUAUACUUUAUAAAACUCCUUGCUGAUUUUUUUUUAAACAGUGGCAAUUUUGUAGAAUGGGAGGCCUCUGUCCUAUUUUACAACGUCAGUCUGAUUGCUGCCUUGUUCUUCUGUAAGACUGAACUAUGUAUAUUUAUAUAUAUUGGUGUAAAAGGUGAAGGUUACUUUUUAUUCAUGUUUAAGAGAUUCUAUAGCCUUUUGAGGCAGGAGACUUGAAUGAUACCAUGUUUGUGAAUUCCCUUCGGCUGCAUGCUGUGUACUUCUGAUUAAAAAUGUGUUUGUUCUUUGA
Messenger RNA from Eublepharis macularius, 4931 nucleotides. RefSeq names its product OTU deubiquitinase 4 (gene OTUD4). The record is from RefSeq and is a predicted model, not a curated record. Bases 359 to 3745 code for a protein of 1128 amino acids. NCBI's taxonomy places the organism in Eukaryota, Metazoa, Chordata, Lepidosauria, Squamata, Eublepharidae. Gene Ontology annotation, biological process: protein deubiquitination; negative regulation of toll-like receptor signaling pathway; regulation of protein K48-linked deubiquitination. Gene Ontology annotation, molecular function: cysteine-type deubiquitinase activity; K63-linked deubiquitinase activity. The transcript is spliced from 21 exons.